AUGCUCCAGCUGCUACAGCCUCGGCCCCCACAGCAGAAGUUGGUACUUCUCAGAAGGUCAACCAGGUGUUUGAACCGGCUGAUACCUUGCCAUCCCGGAGCGAGGCUGCUGCUGUGCAGCCCGUCAUUGGGAUUAGUCAGAGAGUACAGAUGAACUCCAAAGAGAAGAAGGACUUGGGGACACUAGGAUAUGUGCUGGGGCUGAUCAUGAUGGUGAUCAUCAUUGCCAUCGGAGCCGGUAUUGUCGUGGGAUACAUCUAUAAGAGGGGGAAAGACCUGAAGGAAAAGCAUGAGCAGAAAGUUUAUGAGCGUGAAAUGCAGCGCAUCACACUGCCACUCUCAGCGUUCACCAAUCCUGCCUGUGAGCUUGUAGAUGAGAACACAAUUGUGGUGCACACUAACCAAACGCCUGUGGAGGACACGCGUGACGGCAGUGGCCUGCUGAUGGGGCAGGCGGGUACUCCGGGUGCCUGAACAGCUCGGGCAGGAGCGAUACAGGCUGAGCAAAGCCUCCAGCUUCCCACUGUGAGUGCAGGGGUUGCGUGUGUUCAUUUGUAUUUUGUUUUCUUUUUGAUGAAGGUGAAGCAGAGGAACA
Molecule: messenger RNA, 594 nt
Organism: Pterocles gutturalis (yellow-throated sandgrouse)
Lineage: Eukaryota; Metazoa; Chordata; Aves; Pterocliformes; Pteroclidae
Gene: PIK3IP1
Product: phosphoinositide-3-kinase interacting protein 1
Exons: 3
Source: RefSeq, a predicted model, not a curated record